Molecule: messenger RNA, 836 nt
Organism: Miniopterus natalensis
Lineage: Eukaryota; Metazoa; Chordata; Mammalia; Chiroptera; Miniopteridae
Source: RefSeq, a predicted model, not a curated record
AUGCUCAGGGCCACGGUGGUUGGAUGGAUCUCUGUCCACCAGGCAGCACCCAGCACAGGCCUGCCGGAGCUGCUGGUGAAGCGGGUGAUGGCCCAGCUCGCUGGAGCCCUGGACUUCCUGCACAGCCGGGGGCUGGUCCACGCCGACGUGAAGCCAGACAACGUGCUGGUCUUCGACCCUGCCUGCAGCCGUGUGGCCCUCGGAGACCUGGGUCUGACCCGGCCCGAGGGCAGCCCAACCCCCGCCCCGCCGGGGCCGCUGCCCUCCGCCCCACCCGAGCUCUGUCUCCUGCUGCCACCUGACACCCUGCCCCUGCGGCCGUCCUUGGACUCCUGGGGCCUGGGGGUGCUUCUCUUCUGUGCGGCCACGGCCUGCUUCCCUUGGGACGUGGCCCUGGCCCCCGACCCCGAGUUCGAGGCCUUUGCUGGCUGGAUGACCACCAGGCCCCAGCCACCUCAACCACCCCGCCCUUGGGACCAGUUUGCGCCCCCGGCUCUGGCUCUGCUCCAAGGGCUCCUGGACCUGGAUCCUGACACGAGGAGCCCCCCACUGGCUGUUCUGAACUUCCUGGGGGACGACUGGGGGUUGGAGGGGAACAGAGGGGGACCUGGGGGCUCGGAGAGUAUGUCUGGUGAGGAUGGGGAGGAGGAGGGGGGAUCAAGCUUGGAGGAGUGGACAGAUGAGGAGGAGCAUGACCAAGGUGGCGGGAGGAUGGGGACAGAUGGGGGAGCUCCCAGGCCAGGUGACUGAGACAGGUGGCCAGAGCCUGAGCCAAGGGCCCCUCCCGCAGCCUCCAUGGCCACCUGGAUGGAGAGACAGCUGCUCCCGGGAGCACA